CCCAUUCUCAAACACCCACUACCCAAUUCUCCUUUUUGAAAUGCAAGGAAAAAAAAAAAACCCUUCCUUUUGAAAUAGUGCAAAAUAAUUGAGAGACAUUCAUAUAGAGCAUAAUUCUAUAAUAUAAUACAAGAAGUAUACUUAUAAUGAGAGUUUGAAUUUUUAUGGAGCAUUUUUUACUCCACUCGUCAACCUAAACAUAUUUCCCUUCUCUUCUUUUCUCUUUGAUCUUUUGAGGGUUUUAUUCAAGUUUGUUCAUGUUUUUUAGAAUAUUUCAGAAUCUUCUCCCUAUUCACUUUCUUCUAAAAAGCACUUUCUCUAUUGCUCUACUCCCAAUCUAAUCAUAUUUUUCUCCAUUACCAAAUACCAAAAACGAUUUUGAAACAAAACCCAUGUCUUCAUUUCCCUUAAAAAUGCCUUUAUUUUGUUUCAUUUUCUUAUGCAUCGCUACAAAUUUUCAUUCCUCUUCAGCCGGUUUUCUCGCCGAACCGGUCACCGGUCAAAGCCAACCGCUAAAUCCCGGCCAAUACACCUCUCCCAACACGGUUCCGGCAUUCCCGGUUCAAACCCAGAUGCAAAUUUGCCAUUUGGAUCUUUCCGACGAGCUCUUCGGCGGCGUUAGGGAAGCUUGUAGUCGAGACUUGGACCGGAGUCGGUGCUGUCCGGUUCUGGCUGCGUGGCUUUUCGCUGCUCAUGCACGGGCCGCUCUGAAGAUUGCUGCUCCGGCGCCGGCAGCGGCGGCGGACCUCCCGAUGAUGCCGGACGACUCGCAGAAAUGCGUGAACUCGCUGCAGACGUCACUGUUGAGUCGUAACAUAAGGAUUCCGCAGCCGAAUGUGAGCUGCGACGCCGUUUUGUGCUUUUGUGGGAUUCGGCUUCAUCAAAUCAGCUCGUUGUCUUGCCCCGCUGCCUUCAAUGUCUCUGGCGGCGGUAACGGCGGAUACCGUAACGCCACCCCGACGGCCGCAGUUCGUAAUCUUGAAAAGAAUUGCCGGAACUCGUCGUAUUCCGGCUGUACCAAAUGCCUUGGAGCCCUUCAAAAGGUUACGGGAACGAAGAAGAACGCUUCCAACGACAGGGCCAGCAAAAUGUUCAACAGAGACUGCCAGCUCAUGGGGCUGACGUGGCUACUCGCUCGUAACAAAACGACGUACAUUCCCACCGUUUCUGCCGUACUCCGAGCCAUCAUGUACAGCGCUCACCCUCCUCACGAGUCUACGUGUAGCCCGGACCAAGAGAACAUGCCGUUAGCCGUUGAUUCCUUACAGAUGGAAAAGGCGCAGUCGUCAUCUCCACCGUCCAUUUCUUUGUUUCCGAUUAUACCCCUACUUAUUUCGGUUUAUUGGCUUGCUUGGUAGUGGCAGUACUACGGGGGUAAUUAUGGGUUUUGGAAUCCGUUUGUUUUUUGUUAUUAGUUUUUUUUUUUUUUUUUUACAAGGAAGGGUACCCUUUGUCGGGGUCACGUGAAGCGAGUAGAAAAAAAAAAAGGUUGAUUGAGGGGCUUUUUUGUCUUUUCAUAACACUGUAAAUGUCAAAUCUGGGUUAUUUUUCUUUCUUUCUUUGGUGAUCGGAUGAGCAUAUUCUUUC
Benincasa hispida (wax gourd) is the source of this 1587-nucleotide messenger RNA. RefSeq names its product putative GPI-anchored protein At4g28100. The record is from RefSeq and is a predicted model, not a curated record. Lineage: Eukaryota; Viridiplantae; Streptophyta; Magnoliopsida; Cucurbitales; Cucurbitaceae.